UUCCUGCGAAUGGGCAAUGAGAAACAACACAACCAAAGACCUCUUCCAGCCUAUCCAAAUCCAACCACCCCGAGAACAUCAAAAACAACAAACAGAAGCAGAAGCUGCAGAAGGAAAAUCUGAAGAAGAAGAAGAAGAAGAAAAACCGCUCUAUGAAUGGGAUUUCAAUCUCUCCACUGUUGUCUCUUCAAGCGCCAACGUUGGGGUAGUAUCCGACACCCUCGGCGUAAUUGAGUUCGACCCAUCUGAUCGUCUCUUAGCAACAGGAGGAAUUGCUAGAAAGAUUAGGAUCUACAGUUUAGAUUCCCUGCUACCAUAUGGCAUACGCCAGGGUGCACAGGAUACCAUCUUUCUGGACCACACCAGUUCUUGUGACUUCUACAUAUGCACCCCGGCGAAGCUUAGCAGCCUUCGGUGGAAGCCCAACACUUGCAGUCGCGUGGUGGGUUCCGGUGACUAUGACGGUGUGGUGACAGAGUAUGAUCUAGACCGUCGAGUGCCUAUCUUCGAGCGUGACGAACACGGCGGUCGGCGAGUUUGGAGUGUAGAUUACUCGCAUUGGGUUCCAUCGCUCGGCGCGUCGGGAUCCGACGAUGGAACCACGCAAAUGUGGGACACGCGCUGCUGUGGGAAUGGCACGUGCGUGGCCAUCGCACAGCCGAGCGCGUCUCGGAGCCCCGUUUGUUGCGUGGAGUUUGAACCGAUUGAUGGGCCUUUAGUGGGUGUUGGAUGUGCGGAUCGGAGGGCUUACGUAUACGAUGUAAGGAAGAUGACAGAGCCGGUGAUGGUGUUGAAAGGGCAUCAGAAGACGGUGACGUACGUGAGGUUCUUAGGUGAGAGGAAGAUGGUUUCAGCAGGGACGGAUGGGUGCUUGAAGCUAUGGGACAUGGAGGGUGCACGUGUGAUACGCACGUAUAGAGGGCAUGUGAACAGUAGAAGCUUUGUUGGGUUAUCUGCAUGGAGCAAUGGAGGGCUUUUCGGAUGCGGGUCAGAGAGUAACGAGGUGUUUGUGUAUGAUAAGAGAUGGAGAGAACCCGUAUGGGUACGUGGAUUUGAGGGUGUGGGUGUGGGUGUGGGUGUGGGUGGGGUUGGCUGUGAGAAAAGAGGAGGAGAGUUCGUCAGCUGUGUGAGCUGGAGACAAGGUAGAGAGGAUAAAGAUAAAGAUAAAGAUCAAUGCAUGCUUGCGGCAGGCGGAUCUGAUGGGGUGUUGCAGGUUUUUGUGGGGAUAAGGAAAUCAUCAUCUAGUUUUGAUACCACUUGUUAG
Molecule: messenger RNA, 1264 nt
Organism: Telopea speciosissima
Lineage: Eukaryota; Viridiplantae; Streptophyta; Magnoliopsida; Proteales; Proteaceae
Product: WD repeat-containing protein RUP2
Exons: 1
Coding region: 17-1264 (415 amino acids)
Biological process (GO): response to UV-B
Molecular function (GO): protein binding
Source: RefSeq, a predicted model, not a curated record